AUGGGCACAAAUGUGAUAUGAUUUGGUUGAAAUAUACACAAGUGAUUGUUCCAGAAAGAAAGGGGUGUAGAGCAGUUUGUAAUGCAUGUAGAAAAGAAAUGGAAGGUCAAAUUCAAAGGAUGCAUGAACAUAUAAAAAAGUGCAAGCAAUCACAACUCCAUGAAAUUAUGGAGUCAAUUGAAGAUCAACAACUUCUUGAAGGUAACUCACCAUCAACAUCACAACAACAAAUGAAAAGGUCUCAGCCCGAUUCAACGUCAGCUGAUAAAUAUUUGAAAAUUGAUAAGUUUUUCACACAAACAAGGCUCAAAGAAAAAGAUUUAUUUGAUCUGCAACUUGGUAGAUUUAUAUACAGUACAAACUCUAGCUUCAGAACAGUUGAACACAAAGAAUUUAAAAAAUUUAUCAAUAUGCUUCAUCCAGGAUACACUCUACCUAAUAGAACUCAAAUUGGAGCAGAAAUAUUAGAUAGGGUUUACACAGAAGAAAUUGAAAAAUGUAAUUUAUUGAAUGGGAAAAUUGUAGCCAUGUCUUCAGAUGGCUGGAGUAAUGUACAUAAUGAACCUAUAGUUUGUAUCUCUGUAAUUACAGACAAAAUUAACAUUUUAGUAGAAACAAUCAACACUUCUGGUCAUUCACAUACUGGUGAAUAUCUUGAUCUUAACAUUGAAAAGCAUGUUACACAAAUAAUAAAAUAUAUAAUAAAUAAUCAUCAAGAUUGAAGAAAAUAUUAAAACCAAUUGCAGUAGCUCCAGAUAAGUUGCAAAGAGAUCAAACAAAAAUAAGUGACACUGUUGAAAUUUUUAAAGAUUUGAUGAACAUUUUAUCAUUUUUAUCAAACGAAAAAAAAAAAAUUGAAUCUAGAUACUUUCAAACUGUCAGUGAUUCUCAUUUCCUAGCAAACGCACUAUUUUGGAUCUAAUCAUUCUGAAAAUAAAAAUGAAGCUGCCAUGAAUUUCGCAGACAAAGAGUUCAAGAAUUUGUUACCAAUAAUAUUCAAAUUAAAAGCCAAAUCUAUUCCAUUCAAUAAAAGCUAUUUGUAUAGUGAAUCUGUUUUAAAAAAUGUAUCACCAAUAGAAUGGUGGAAAUCUCUAAAAAUUGUGGAUUAUAACAUAAUGGAUAUUGAAGGUUUAUUAAAUGCACCAGCUUCUAGUGCUAGAAUCGAAAGAAUUUUUUCAACUUUUGGUCUUGUUCAUACGAAGUUAAGAAACAUAAUGGUGG
Messenger RNA from Hydra vulgaris (swiftwater hydra), 1221 nucleotides. RefSeq lists its product as uncharacterized. Lineage: Eukaryota; Metazoa; Cnidaria; Hydrozoa; Anthoathecata; Hydridae. The record is from RefSeq and is a predicted model, not a curated record.